UCCUCUUCAGAGCGGGAUGGGGGAGUUCCUGCAGUUUGAAUGUCCUAGUCAGAGCUGCUAAAAAUAAACAUAAUAGCUGGGAGUUUGUGUUUAUAUUUCUAUUUAUUGUGUUUAUAGAGAAGAUGAAUUAUAGCAGGCAACACUCGCAAUAUAUGGACGUCAGAGAAAGGAAGAGACUUCACAGGGAAUCCCUCUGGCUACAGGAUCCAUUGCUUCCCAAGGGACCGUCAACAAAGAAGCCGUGUAGAGAAGGAACAAGGCAUACAGACAGCAGAGAGAGGAGAUCUUCAGUGCGACACAUCACAUCUGUCAGGGACAAAAGGGCAUUGGCUGCAAGCCAGCAGGAAAAUCUCAAUGCUGGAAGGCCUGCCGAGAGGAACUGGGGGAAAGUUGUUAACCAAAGUUCAUCAGCUGAAGUUAAAGUGGCUUCAGUGGUCAAAACUACUGUAAAGAACAAUACAGAACCUGCUCGCAAAAAGAGGAGGAAAAUUCACCCAUCUGGUUUCAAAGGAAAUGGUCAAAUCAAACUGACAGUUACUGCAGGAAGCGGGUGGCUCUAUGUUCAAAUUUUAGAGGCCAGAGGACUCAUGGGAAGAGAGUACAGACCAUGUGACUCAUAUGUAAAGAUAAGCAUUGCUCCAGAUGUUGACCACAGCAAGCGAUGGAAGACCAGGACCGUUCUAGACUGCAAGAGUCCUGUUUUCAACGAGACGUUUAUGUUAGAUGUGGAUGAAGUCGAUCAGAAGAAGAGGUUGUUGUUAACAGUGUGGAAUCGCAAUCGAACUUCCAGGCGCAGUGACUUCCUGGGCUGUAUGAGUUUUGGUGUCCACUCCCUCAUCACGUCAUCUAAGGAGAUCAGAGGUUGGUAUUAUCUCCUGGGAGAGGAGCUGGGCAGGAGCAAACAUCUGAAAGUGGCCUCACGUCGUAUCAGACAGACUGCUGAAGCUGCUACAUCCAACUAUGAAGCUGGACCCGAGACCACAGGUCCAGAGAACAUGCAGUCAUUUACAGUGACUAUUUUGAGAGGAAAAGAUGGUUUUGGCUUCACCAUCUGCUCUGACUCACCUGUACGGGUCCAGGCUGUUGAUCCAGGUGGUCCAGCUCACCAGGCAGGUUUACAGCAACUGGACACAUUAUUGCAGCUGAACGGCCAGCCAGUUGAACACUGGAAGUGUGUGGACCUGGCUCAUGCCAUCAGGAAUUGUCGAAAUGAGAUCACAGUGGUGGUGUGGAGGACAGUGCCUAUUAUGAAACCUUAUUACGAGGGGCUUAUCCACAGACCUUCCUACAAACCCUCCGGAUUUGAUUCUCUCUCUUCAACUGCAAAAACACAAAACAAAACCCCACCGUUACUCUCCCGACCCACCAAUCACAAACAGGGUCGUCGUAAAAAAGGAAGUGGUCCUGAUAACGCAGGAAAUGGAGUAGGAGAGUCAUUGUGGUCUUGGACUGGAAAGCGUGAAGAAAAUGACUACAAAACACGCACCCAGACCCUCAAAGGUACACGUGUGACAUCAUCAAACGGCGACAACUACAUCAUCCUCUCCCCUGUGAGCCCUGGAAACCAGAUACUGCAGCCAGUGUAUUCUGAUUCCAAUGGCACACUGGGAACUCUAGGAAGAAUCUAUCAGACUAGCAGAGGACUGCAGCAGAGCCCAGACUACCUGCAGGAUGGGGGGCUGCACGCACAAGCCACCUUAUGCAGGUCUAUGAGAAGUAAAACCACUGCAGUGCCUCCCUCAUCCUACAGACAGAGCUUUGCCAACUACCAGAACUGCACCAUUGUUCAGUCCCACCUGCCUCACUCAAACUAUGGCACAUAUGUCAGUCUGGCCCCUAAGAUUCUCAUCUUCCCUGUUUUUGUUCAGCCACUGGACCUGUGCAGCCCUGAGAGAGUCCUGAUGUUGUCAGAGGAAAUGAUCCUUCAUGACAGUAAACACGUAGCUCUUAAGGCUACAAUAUUCAUCUACACAGACCUGAUGCUGUUGACCAGGGAAGAUGAACCGGGCCGAUGUAAUGUACUACAGAGUCCACUCUACCUCCAUCAGAUACAGCUGCAGGACGUUCCUGCAGACAAACUGCGGCUGUACAUCUCCUACUGGAUAGAGAGGACCGAGUGUCUGUUCAGCCUGGAAGCCUUUUCAUCCGAGCAGAAGAGGAGAGUCGUCCAGUGUCUUAGAGACAAUAUUGACAAGCAGCUCGCCCUGAGGGACAGAAUAGGCCCUGACCAGAUGCUGGAACCAAAAGCAGCCGAACAGACUGAUCUGGGUCUGCUGGGCUUCAGUCCUCACAGUGUGUCUGAGCCUUGUUCCCCAUCAUGCCCCUCUGCAUCACCCAUCAUGAGAAGAACCAUCUGCAGCUCUCCAACUCAGCAGCUCUCUUACCCAGACCUGCAUGUCAGCACCGGAGAUGCCAACCAAACCGCUCCGACCCCUCGAGAUGCCUGCAAACCUCCAUACAUGGAGACCUCCGAGAUUUGGAAGGACAGACAGAAGGAGGUGAAAGGAGGUGGGCAAGAGUCAGAGCUGGAGAAAAGGGAGCAGGGCGAGGGCGAGAGCGCUUCUGAGACCAUUAGUGUUGGUGCAAGACCCACAUCUUCAUCAUCAUCUUCCUCCCCUCUAGUCAUUCCCAAGCUGUGCCUGGAUCGCUCCUUCAACGCAGAUGCUUUGACCUCACCGUCGACUGACGAUGAUGAGGAGGAAGAGGAAGAAGAUGAUGAGGACAGCGAUGAAGGAUUUCUGAAGAGAAGGAGUAUGGUGGAAUCAUCUCCUAGCAGUGGGCAGCAGAGUGGGGGCUUGUGUGUGCAGAGGUCCCUCCAUAGACGGACGCACAGUGAGGGCAGUUUGCUGCAGGAGCCCCGGUCUCCUCGCUUCAUCUCCGAUCAGGCCAUCGACUGCAUAGAGGCCAAGCGGGAACCUCCGGAGCGUUGGGCGGUCCCGUCCCCACAGACCUUGAGGAAAGAGCUCACCAAAAACGGAGGAUCUGUCCACCAGAUCUGCCUGCUCUUCACUGGAAGGAGGGUUUGUGGCAAACCAAACUGUAAAUGUGACAUGGGAAAAACUGGUGUCAAAAAGAAGAAAUCCAAGAAUUUGGCCAAAGACAUGAAAAACCGCCUGACUUUUCUGCGGAAGAAGACCAACGACAGACAUGGAAGCAAUCCAGCUAGCAAGCUAGACAAAGUCCUUAAGUCAGACAAACCGACUCAAGAGGAAGCUCUCAAAUGGGCAGAGUCACUUGAUGCGCUGCUUUCUCACAAAUAUGGCCUGGUAGUUUUCCGCUCCUUCCUGCAAACAGAGUUCAGUGAAGAGAAUCUGGACUUCUGGCUGGCAUGUGAGGACUUCAAGAGGAUUAAAUCUCUGUCCAAAAUGGCAUCCAGAGCAAAGAAGAUAUUCACCGAGUACAUCUCCAUACAGUCCUGUAAAGAGGUUAAUCUGGACUCGUACACCAGGGAGCACAUCAAGGAAAACAUGGAGAACAUCUGCGGAGACUGCUUUGACCUGGCUCAGAGCAGAAUCUUUGGAUUAAUGGAAAGAGACUCAUAUCCUCGAUUCCUCCGCUCUGACAUUUACAUGGAACUAACCAAUCAAAAGAGACCUGGCUCCGCCACAGAUCCAUCGUAAAGUCAUGGCAUCAAACUGUAUGCUGAAACUUUUAGAUCAGUAUUGCUGGACAGCUUUAUAUUGAAACAUCAGUCAGCUAAGCACCUUGGAGAGCUCAGCCCGUUGGAUCAUUGCGUGGACAAAUUGUUUUUGGACGCUUCUGUGCUGCACCCUGUUGGACGCUUGUGGCAAUAAGAUGGCAAUAAAUGUGUUAUGAACAUGCUGGAAGUGUUGACUCGAAUCAAUUUGCCAGCGCUCACAACGCCUUGGCACCUAUUGACCCAGUGGAGGAUGCAAAUCAUGAUGGAUAUAGGAAAAAGAGGAAUUUUGGUACCGUUUUGUUUAGCUUUACCAAGAUACAUUAUUUCACUUUCCUUUCCUGCACAGAUCUCUACAUACUCCACCUUUACAAAGAUUCCAGUUAUAUGUUUCUGAGUGAGAUGAUAGAAGUAUCGGGGAAAGAACAAAAAGUAUUAGUUAACAUUAAUGUCCCUUUUUUUUUUUUUUUCAGUCGCCAUUGACAGCAUGUUUAUAUUCUCUCAGUUCUACUGAUGAAAAUCUUUGCAGACAGAAUGCUAAUUCUUUUCUUAUUACUUUCAAGGGCUUUGGUAACAUUUCCACGUUUGUUCUUUAUGUAGUGGCCCCAUGGCUCUAACCCCUUUUCACAAGUGCAAUAUACAGUUAGUUAUUCUUAUUAACAUUUCUUUAACAAAAACAGUAUAUUAAAGGGGUCAAAAGUGUGUGUGUGUAUAUAUAUAUAUAUAUAUAUAUAUAUAUAUAUAUAUAUAUAUAUAAUGCAUCAAGGAUUCAGUAAGAAAAUGUGAUUUCUGUUGUAAAUAACAGAGGCUGAGAUAUAUGGAAUAACAGUUCUAGUGAUGUUAAAAGUCUAAAGGUAUUCUGUUUGUUGCUGUUGAUGUUAGUCAGAUGUUCACGUUCAAAGAAACCAGAAUAACAAAAAAAAAGUCAGAAUUUCUGUUUUAUAGUGGCUUAACAUACAGGAGCAUGUUUUUGUACAUACGUGUUCUGUGUUGAUUUACAAGAUUAUUUACCAGUUAGCUCAUUGGGAGACUCAUGUUUGGCAAAUACAGUGUCAGUUUUCUCUUGCCUUCAUCCUAACAAUGUCCUUCCUUCUGUAAUAAUAAAUAUUUCUUGUAUUUAUUUGUGGGUUCAUAUUUUACUCACUGCUGCCUUUAUAUGUAACAUAUUCUCAUCAAAUAAAUUUACUUUCAAGCAUGAGGUCAAAUGUA
Megalobrama amblycephala (Wuchang bream) is the source of this 4846-nucleotide messenger RNA. Its product is annotated as regulator of G-protein signaling 3-like. The transcript is spliced from 25 exons. Bases 123 to 3620 code for a protein of 1165 amino acids. The record is from RefSeq and is a predicted model, not a curated record. Lineage: Eukaryota; Metazoa; Chordata; Actinopteri; Cypriniformes; Xenocyprididae. Gene Ontology annotation, cellular component: nucleus; plasma membrane. Gene Ontology annotation, molecular function: protein binding. Gene Ontology annotation, biological process: signal transduction.